AUGGCAUCGCUGCCUCUUACCAGCCUACUCACCUCGACCAACCCUGCUGGCUUCGAACGGGCCACAAAGCAUUCGUUCCUCAGAGCUGCUGGAAUGGGCCAGGUUGCCACGGAAAAGCUAUCUCAAUGGCUCGCUCAGGACCGACUGUACGCACAAGCCUACGUGCGCUUCAUUGGCGGGCUUCUCACCAAAGUGAUCUUGCCGCCAUGCAACCCGGACAGCCAAAAAUGCCGCACGCCGAGCACCGAGGAACGCAUUCUUGAUAUCCUGGUGGAUUCUCUAAACAACAUUCAAAGAGAACUAAAGUUUUUUAACGAAGUGGCUAUGGAAUAUGGACUUGACCUGACAGCUGUCGCAUGCAGCCCCAAUGAAGAACCGUUCCUAGCACCGGGCGUUUUUGCUCCUAACCCCAUCACGCGAGCAUACAUUGAUCUCUUCAUGUCUGCCUCGAGCCCCGGGUCAAGCCUGCUAGAGGGGCUAACUGUGCUCUUCGCCACAGAGUACGUCUACUUGCAUGCGUGGAAGUUUGCGGCAUCAGUCAUGGCCACAUCCCCCGCAACCUCGAUUCAGCCUUCCCCGGCGUCCUUUUCGACUGGUGCCGAGAGGGACUGGGAUGGCGGCGCGCUGCGUCGCAAGUUUAUUCCAAACUGGUCCAGUGCCGAGUUUCAAAAGUAUGUUGAUACCUUGCGUGACGUUACCGAUGAGCUGGCGGGUCGCCUCAAGGGUGCGGAGGAGAUGGAGAGGGAAAAGGGGAAGUGUGUUCGCUGGUGGAGACAUAUUCUGUGGCUUGAAGAGCGGUUUUGGCCAGAGGUUGAUGCUCCGUAA
Molecule: messenger RNA, 825 nt
Organism: Talaromyces rugulosus
Lineage: Eukaryota; Fungi; Ascomycota; Eurotiomycetes; Eurotiales; Trichocomaceae
Exons: 1
Coding region: 1-825 (274 amino acids)
Source: RefSeq, a predicted model, not a curated record